UCACACACCCAAUUCGAUAAAAAUUGUACAAAAAAGUGAACAAAUUUAAUUAAAAGUAAAAAGAUUUUCGCUGGAGCUGUUGAAAAAAGAAGCAAUAGAUACAAAUUUAAGUAUGAAACGACGAUGACAGGAAGGAAGUAAAAUGGUAGUGAUUUAUUGAUUUUUUACAGAAAUAAUUUCAAAAAUUUAAUACAAAACGUACUUAAAUCGUGUGCAAAUUAAGAAAAUUGCUAACAGAAAAUAAUUGUGCUUAAAGAAAAUGUUAAAAUUAACAAGUGUUUAAACGAAAAGAAAAAAAAUACAGCAGAAAAAAGACCAGACGACGUGCUAAAAGUGGCAUUAUGUGGCAAUGAAUAAAUCCAAAUGCAACUUUUAAUUUGACGUACGAAAAAGAUUAAUCCCACUACAACAAUGAAAUUCAAUUAACACAACAAAUGUGAAAGGUAAAAGGUGAAAGAAGCUACAAAUAUUAGAAUUUCGAACAGAAAAUAGACACAAAGAAAAUAUGUCUUCAUGGACAAAUCGAAAUACAAGAACAACAAUAAUAAAACGAAUAAAAAAAAUUUAAAAUCAAUUAACUUUAGCUUCUAAAUAUACACGACUCUCCUCUAUUACUACUACUACGACUCUACUUCAACGAUAUUUUCAAGAUAAUACUUGAAGUCAAUAGCACCAACUUACAGAGAAGAACUAAGUUCAAAUUGAAUAGAACAAUUUGUAUGGAAAUAGAACAAAAAAAAAAAUUCAAUUUAAAUCAAUCACUUUAAGAAAAUACACAGUAAAUAAGGAUUAGAGUAACAACAUGAACAGUAGUAGUUCAGAUAUUCCAAUUCCAACAGCAACAACAACAACAGCAGCAGCGGCAGCAGCAUUAGAAUUGAAAAACAGUCAAAACAAUACAACAGCCACAGCAACAACGAUACAACGCAGCAGUAACAACAAUAACAUCAGCUAUGGUUCAGCCAUGCAACCACCACCGCCACAACACCCAACAACACUGGGUGAAUUGUAUCAUGCCGGCUCAACUGUCACAGGCAGCUUAAAUGGUACUAGUAUUGGUAGCAGUAAUAAAAUGCCAGCAACAGUUGAUGUUAAUGCUGGUGGUAUAGUGUGUGGUGGUGGUGCAGCCAUGAGUAGUGCUGUUUGUAAUGUCAACAACAUUGCAGCAGUGGCACAAACAACAGCAACAACAACAACUAAUAGCAGUACUAGCAGCAUUAGUAUGCAUGAUUUUGAUAACAGGCAAUCAAUAAAUAAUGGAGCAGCAUCACUGAGUGGCCUUAUGGUUGGUAGCUGUGGUGUUAUAGGCAGUGGGGGUGGGACCAUUGGCUCUAAGCCCCAAGAACGUUAUGUAUGGGAAAUGCGUGCGCGCAGCCCUAAUGUAACACCAGCCAGCACGGUACUUAAUUCACCAGAUCUUAAUACAGACAUGCAGUACAGCAUACAUCCUCAUCAGAGACAGUUGCAACAGAUACGUGUUGGUCGCAGUCCUGGUAGUCAAUUUGAACAGCACAAUAUACUGCCACAGGGCCUGGCCUCACCAGGUUCUCCCACAGAUGUUGGCAAAGCCGAUGGUCAGUGUUUGAGAGACGGCGAAAUUGUAGUGUUUGAUGACAUCGACACCAACUGGAUGAAUAAAUCAAAUAAUUCAUAUUCUUCAAAUCAUUCCAAUCAUGCACGCGAUUCAUAUCAUGGCAAUGAAGACAUACUAAAAGUCACCAAAAUGAUUGGUCAACUACCCAUUGCCGAAUAUGAGGGUUCACCCAGACGUUUUGGCAAUCAACCGCAAACAAUGAAAACCAACUCAACAACCACUGGAAAUAAUAGCAUGGUGCCCAAAAGGCCUCCCGGAUUUCCACAACGUGUCUCGCCCAUGACUUCGUUAACGCCACAACAACAGCAGCAACAACACCAAGAAGCUGCCCAUGCCCGGCACCAGCAAAUGCAACAGCAACAUCAAUUUUAUGCUCAAGCCACCAGCAGUGGCAGUUGUACUAAUUCCUCCAUCUAUAACAACGAUGGCAAUAACAAAUCGAUUGGUAAUCUCAUAGACAUCGAUGCCGAUGACGAGGAUAUUGUCUCCUCCUCGUUGGCCCAACAGUCACAACAAACGCCACCAACAUCAUCAUCGACAUCAACUCACAACAAUGACUUGUCGUUGGGCAAUAAAGUCAAGACUCCUACAUUUGAUUAUUUAUAUGAAUUUUCAGAAACUCGCAAAGUUUUAGAGGAAUUUUUCAAAGCAAAUCCAGAGGAUGAAAAACGUUUUACGGAUUUCACUGAAAGUGGUGAUGAUAUGGGUAGUUGUGAUACCCAUCAUGAGUAUGUGCAUCAUCACGAUGAUGAAAAUAAACAUAUCGAACAGGCUUACAUAGGUCAACGUUUAGCUAGAAUACCCAAAGAUGAAUUAUAUAUGGUGCAUCGUUCUCCUACUAAGAAACAGAAACAAAUAAUACAACAACAACAGCAGCAGCAGCUACAACAACAACACCAGCCACCGCCACAACAACACCAUCAUCAACAGCAACAACUACAACAACAACAACAUCAACAGCAGUACCAACAACCACAACAGCAAUGUGAUAAUAAUAUUGUGUAUAAUGACAACAACGACAUUGAGCUGUAUAUCGAUUCAAACAGUCGUAGCAGUGGUGAUUUAGCUGACACAGAAUUGGAGGCGAAUUUACGGCAUCAUUCACGUAAUUUCACAUUGUCUCCGGAGACAACUGAUUACGAUUCCAACUGUGGCGAUUUGGAUAGUCUUUCGAACGAUAUAAAUUGCACCACAGACUAUGGCAAAUUGUACACCAGUAUGCCAGUAUUAGAAGACGGCUUAUCGAGUGGUCAUGCAUCGGAUACAGAAAAUAAUUGUCAAAAUAAAUACGAAACAAAUGGUGAUGAUAACAACGGCAGUUGUGAGGGCGGUUUAAACGAGAAACAUCAUCAACACCAGCACCAGCAUCAACAAGAAAUGUUGGAACAAAACAAAUACAAUAAUAGUUUGACACAAGAGUGCAUGGAUAAUAAUUAUAGUACAGCAGCCAAUAAUUUGAUAACAAAUUUGGUGAAUAUUGAGGAAAGUGUUAGAGUUGGAGGUGGUGGCAUGGUUGUGGGCGGUUUAAUCGAUGUAGACGAGUUGAAUUCAUGCAAACUUCUACAACAACAGCAGCAGCUGCAUCAUCAUCAGCAGCAAAGUCAAUGUAAUGAUUUAAUGAAUACGGAUAGUGGUUGUUGCAAUUUAGCUUCCUUAAAUACAUCCAACGAAUUAAGCAACGAUUCUUCAAAUUAUGAGCCGAUAUAUGCCACGGUUAAUAAACAUCCACAACAACAGCAGCAGAUACAACAACAACAACAAUCACCACCACCGCCACCAGCUCCGCAACCGCAUCGCCAGCAGCAACAACAGCAGCAGCAAACACGUGUUAAACAUCCAGGUCGUGCGGAAUCAGUAGAAAUACAAGAAGCCAUGAAGGAAAUACGUUCUGCUCUACAAAGAGCCAAAACUCAACCCGAAAAAUUGAAAUUUUGUGAUGAAGUUUUGCCACCUGGUCCAGAUUCCCCGAUAUGGGUGCCACGUAAAAGUAAUGCAGAUUGCAACAACGUUAACUCUUCAAAUAAAUCACAUUGUGAUGAGGAAGAACAAGACACCGAUUUGGAAACUGAUCGUUUGUUGGGGCAACAAAGAACCGAUGAUCAGGAUUUUUUCGAUGACAAGACAAUUUGGCCUAAAACAUCACACGUUGGUUCUUCCGAACAUUCGCCCACCUCUUCGGACAUCACCAAUAAUUUACACAUCAAGCCACAGCCCUUCUCAUCGGCUACCAUACGCCAGGGUAUUGGCACAUCUCUAACACCAAAUUCACCCGACCACUGUCAAAUAGUGGGCGGUUCCGAUGUAGCAGUUACAUCGCCAGAAAAACUGCAAUACACUAAAAGUCCCACGGGUUCUAUAAAAUCCCUUAAGGAUUCAGCUAAUAGUGAUAAAAAGGCUAAAUCACGCAAUAAAGAGGGUUUUUUGGAUCCGGCAGUACUAAUUGAAGGUGUGCUAUUUCGUGCCCGAUAUUUAGGCUCCACACAGUUGGUAUGUGAGGGUCAGCCAACAAAAUCUACACGAAUGAUGCAGGCCGAAGAGGCGGUAUCACGUAUAAAGGCUCCCGAAGGCGAAAAUCAACCUUCUACUGAAGUCGAUUUAUUCAUAUCAACUGAAAAGAUUAUGGUCCUUAAUACGGACCUCAAAGAGAUCAUGAUGGAUCAUGCUUUGCGUACCAUUUCCUAUAUUGCCGAUAUUGGUGAUUUAGUUGUAUUAAUGGCACGCAGAAGAUUUGUCCAUUCCGAUCCUUGUUCGGCGGCAGACAAUGAAUCAUCCGGUGGCAUUGCUAAAGACAAAGAUUCCAAAGAGAAUGGUUCCUCAUCUGCCUCAAACAAACAGAAUCGUACACCAAAAAUGAUUUGUCAUGUUUUCGAAAGUGACGAAGCUCAAUUUAUAGCUCAAUCCAUAGGUCAAGCCUUUCAGGUGGCCUACAUGGAAUUCCUCAAAGCCAAUGGCAUUGAAAAUGAGAAUUUAGCUAAAGAAAUGGAUUAUCAAGAGGUGCUCAAUAGCCAGGAGAUUUUCGGUGAUGAAUUGGAAAUCUUUGCUAAAAAAGAAUUACAAAAAGAGGUGGUCGUACCGAAAGCCAAAGGUGAAAUACUAGGUGUGGUCAUCGUAGAAUCCGGUUGGGGUUCCAUGUUGCCGACGGUGGUUAUAGCAAAUCUGAUGUCGGGUGGUGCUGCUGCACGUUGUGGUCAAUUGAAUAUUGGAGAUCAAUUGAUUGCCAUUAAUGGCUUAAGUUUGGUGGGUCUUCCGUUGUCUACAUGCCAGAAUUACAUACGAAAUGCUAAAAAUCAAACUGCGGUUAAGUUUACUGUUGUACCAUGUCCUCCAGUGGUUGAGGUGAAAAUAUUGCGUCCUAAAGCACUAUUCCAAUUGGGUUUUAGUGUUCAAAAUGGAGUGAUUUGUAGUUUAUUACGCGGCGGUAUAGCGGAACGUGGCGGUGUUAGAGUUGGUCAUCGUAUUAUAGAAAUUAACAAUCAGAGUGUUGUGGCUGUGCCACACGACACCAUUGUCAAACUCCUAUCAUCCUCAGUGGGAGAGAUUUUAAUGAAAACUAUGCCCACUUCCAUGUUUCGUUUGCUGACGGGUCAAGAAACACCUAUUUAUAUCUAAAUCUACAUUUAUAUUUUUAUUAAGCAUUAAGACCUCUAACGAAAUCAUUAUUAAUACUAGUAUUAAUCAACUAAUUACUAUUAUUAUUAAUACAUAUACAAUUUAUGUUUCAAUUAAUUUGUAAUUUAUAAUUUCAUACGAAUUUCACAACUUUAUAAGAUUCUUAAAACAAACAAAACAAAAACAAAAACCUACAUACAUAUUUACUUACAAUACUACGACUUAGGCAGCAGCAGUUAGAUGAUAUAAAUUAUAUAAUUACAACUCAAAAGCUUUUACGAUUAAAGCUUUAAAACAACACAUAAGGCAAACAAUUUUUGGCUCAAAAGCUAAAGCUUAUAAAACAACAAUUUAAACGAAAUUAAAUAUUUUUCUGUUUGUUUAUUUUUAUUUCAUUUUAAAUGAAUUAAAGUAACAAUCUUAAAUAAGUUAAGAAACAAUUUUUAGAAAAUAUCACUUAGAACUAAAAACAAACACU
Messenger RNA from Calliphora vicina (urban bluebottle blowfly), 5681 nucleotides. RefSeq names its product X11L (gene X11L). NCBI's taxonomy places the organism in Eukaryota, Metazoa, Arthropoda, Insecta, Diptera, Calliphoridae. Gene Ontology annotation, molecular function: protein binding. Gene Ontology annotation, biological process: chemical synaptic transmission. The coding region runs from base 803 to 5203 and encodes 1466 amino acids. Gene Ontology annotation, cellular component: plasma membrane; cytoplasm; dendritic spine. The record is from RefSeq and is a predicted model, not a curated record. The transcript is spliced from 10 exons.